Molecule: messenger RNA, 509 nt
Organism: Drosophila innubila
Lineage: Eukaryota; Metazoa; Arthropoda; Insecta; Diptera; Drosophilidae
Product: LYR motif-containing protein 2
Exons: 2
Coding region: 125-406 (93 amino acids)
Cellular component (GO): mitochondrion
Source: RefSeq, a predicted model, not a curated record
CAGCUGUUGUUGAACAGCUGUUUUUAUGGCAGCACAGCAAGUUGUAAGAAAACUGAAGAAAAGUAUUUGCAAUAAUUAUAAAUAAAUAAAAUAAAUAGUAAGCUGAAUUGAAUGAGAUGCAAAAAUGACAAAAAUUCCGAAAGCAGCACUUAGUUUGAAGCAGUUCAUGUUGCGCCAGGAAGUGCUCAAGUUGUACAGGGAAAUCUGGAGAACCACACGCCUGGUGCCGGACAAGCACAGUCAGCGGGAGCUGAGGGAAUGGGCCCGACACGACUUCCAAGCGAAUCGUAGCCAAGACGACGAGGUGGCCAUCAAGAUGCUGCUGCAGAGCGGCCGGCGGAGUCUCACAGAGCUGCAGACGAGCCUGGAGCUGAGCGGCGUUAGUGUCAAGGGGAGCGGCAAGUGAGGAAAAUGCUUGUUUUUAUUUGAGCGUUACAAAUUUGAUGAUAAACUAGAAUGACAACCAUAAAUCUGUAUAAAUAAAUACGAGAGCCGUGACAAUAGCCAAA